Messenger RNA from Cucurbita maxima (winter squash), 1051 nucleotides. RefSeq names its product pirin-like protein. The transcript has 6 exons. NCBI's taxonomy places the organism in Eukaryota, Viridiplantae, Streptophyta, Magnoliopsida, Cucurbitales, Cucurbitaceae. The record is from RefSeq and is a predicted model, not a curated record. The coding region runs from base 115 to 1020 and encodes 301 amino acids.
CUCCUUUGGCAACCCACUUCUUCUCUUUCCAUUUCAUACCAUUUUUCCUCGUUCCUUAUAAAUUCACUUCUUCUUCCUCUAAUCUUGUAUGCCAAGUUUCUAAUUUGAGCCACAAUGCCGGAGAAAUCGAGCCAUAAUGUUGUUUUAGAGCCUCGUUUGGUGGCUAGGAAGUUCCUGGCUAGGCCUCAGCAUGAAGGGAUGGGUGCCAUUGUUCGAAGGAGCAUUGGAAGGUUUGAGCUGAAAUACUUUGACCCUUUUCUGGUUUUGGAUGAGUUUUCAGUUACUGCCCCAGCUGGGUUCCCAGAUCAUCCACAUAGAGGAUUUGAGACAGUGACCUACAUGUUACAGGGAAGUGUGACACAUGAAGAUUUUGAAGGCCACAAGGGAACAAUAGGAGCAGGUGACUUGCAGUGGAUGACUGCAGGUAGAGGUAUUGUACAUUCAGAAAUGCCUGCAGCUCAAGGUACCCAAAAGGGCCUCCAGCUAUGGAUCAACCUCUCUUCCAAGAACAAAAUGAUUGAACCAAACUACCAAGAAGUUUCAAGCAAGGAAAUCCCUGAAGCUACCAAAGAUGGAGUGAUAGUGAAAGUAAUAGCCGGUGAGGCAUUGGGAGCAAAGUCACCAAUCUACACAAGAACACCAACCAUGUACUUAGACAUCACUCUCAAGCCAAAAGCUCAUCUCCAGCAGCCGAUCCCAUCGUCCUGGAACGCGUUCGUUUACGUUCUUGAGGGCGAAGGCAUAUUCGGCAGUUCGAAGGCGACAUUGACGACAGCACAUAACCUUCUUCUGCUCGGGUUCGGGGACGGUUUAGAGGUGUGGAAUAAGUCAGCUAAGGCUCUCAGGUUCAUUUUGGUAGGAGGUGAACCAUUGAGUGAGGCUGUUGUGCAAUUUGGUCCAUUUGUGAUGAACACUCAAGAGGAAAUUGACCAAACAAUUGAUGAUUUUGAUAAUUAUACCAAUGGGUUUGAGAAAGCAAGGCAUUGGAGAUCAGAAGCUGCAAUUUCUCUUGGGUUCUAACCCUUUUUUUUUUUUUUUUUUUCAUAACAAA